Octopus bimaculoides (California two-spot octopus) is the source of this 4270-nucleotide messenger RNA. RefSeq lists its product as uncharacterized. The record is from RefSeq and is a predicted model, not a curated record. Gene Ontology annotation, cellular component: nucleolus. Lineage: Eukaryota; Metazoa; Mollusca; Cephalopoda; Octopoda; Octopodidae.
AGUUAUAAAUUUGUUAUCCACUAACUUACUAUUAUUUUUGGACAGUGUUUAUUUUCUUCUUUUUGUUUAUACUUUAGGGUUACGCCACUCCAAAGAGUUAUGUUCUCUUGUCAUCUCCGUUUCUUUGUAGAUACGUCGCAACGCAGCGCGCGAAAAUAGCAUCUGAGACCUACGUGCAUUAGCUGCUUGACUGUCUUUUCUUUCUCUUUUCAUUUAUUUUUAAUGAAAAAAAAACCCCUACCUAAAAGAUCUUAACAAUAUAUCGAAACAAAUAACGAACUAACAUUAAUCGUAUAUGAUUACCAAAACAAAAGAAAAUAGCAUGUAAAAGCAAAAAGAACGAUCCCACCAAGUGCUGAAUAUUCCAUCCGCUGAACAACACUUUAGUUUACUUUCCUUUUUGUUCCUUUCCCCACAUAUAUUUUUUCUCUCUUUCAUAAUAUUGGCUGAAUCUAAAGCGGGCUAAAAUCUAUAAAGCGUGCUAAAUUUAUAAAGCGUGUAAUAAUGUCCAAAGACAACCCUGCUCCUGAACUUCUUUUGGAAGGUUAUGAGGUUUAUGAUGGACCAAAAGGAGGUGAUAAUGAUAAUCUACUCAUCACAAAUCUUGAAUCGUUGGCCCCAAGUGAUCAGCAGUUACAUCAAUCUGAUUCGCAAUCUGGUUUUGAUAGCCUUUCAAAUGAUAAACAGAAUCUCUCUCCUAAGGUGUCAAAUUCUUCUCAGUUGGUGGAUUCAGUUGUGGAGAAUCAGUCAGAUGCAAUUGAUUCUGGGGAAAGUCAAGAUCCUUUGUUGGAAAUUAAGAAAAUGAAAGGAUUAUUAGAGCAAUUGAUUGCAAAAUCUGAAGCUUCAAAAGCUACAUCUGAUGCUGUAAACACCACUGAAACCACUCCUGUUACACAACAGUCAACACCAUCAAAAAAAUCCUCUUCUGAUAGCCAAGAUGGGAAUACAUUCCCUCCAGCUGAGAACAGUGUUUCUUUUCCUGUUAAUUCAGAGGCUACUGCUCAGGUAACCAAAGCAACAAAGAAGAGCAUUGCUCAACUGAAAUACAAAGGCCACAAUAUUGCUGGUACAAUUCUGAGACCGAAGUCACCCACACGAAACUGUUCAAUUCCAGAAAAAGAUAAAACUCACUUUCCUAGUGCUCUAAUGCAAAUGGAUGUAAAAGAGGAUGCUGCUACUAAAGUAUUGAGGGUACAGAAACAUGAAGUGAUCUGUGCUCUAGGUGCACCCGUUUUGUUUCGUUCACAUAGUGGAAUGUUUGUGUCAAAUAUUGAUUUGACUUACUACUGGUGUAAUUUCUGUCCGUUUAAGACUGAUGACAAAAAUGAACUUUCCCAACAUAUUAUCAGUCACAGGUUUCACUGUAAACAUUGUAGUUACCAGUCUUUUUCACGGGCAGAUGUUAUCAACCACUCAUCUAAUGUCCAUGUGGAGUUCCAGGAAACAUCAGUCUCUUUGAAAUAUUACGCUUUAUUGCCUGAUUACCUUCAAGUUUGCCUCUUUCAGUCAGAUGAUUCAUCGGUGGACAGACAUUCAUCAAUGAAAGGAAGUCAGAUGAAAAAAUCUCGUAAUGAUUAUGAUAGCUAUCUUCUUUCAUAUGAUGAUGAGAAAAACAAAACUAGAAAACAUAGGAAUACAGGAGAUAAGAUAGAAAAUGGACAAGCUCUGAUUGUUCAUCCAGCUUCUAGUCCCAAAAGGUCAUUGCUCAUGGAUGAGCCUUCUACUUCUAAAAAGAAGUCCAUAGACAGUGACAAUUCUAAACAUUCAAGAAGUCAGAGAAAGAGGAAGAAGAGAAAUAGUGUUGAUUCAAGUGAUGAUGAUGACGACGAUGACGAUGAUGAUGAUGUCAGUCUUUCUUCUAGACGAUCACUGCGCAAAAAUGAAAAAUCUGAUAAGAAGCAGAAAUCUACAUCCAGUUCAGAUUCUUCGAGUUCUGAUUCAGAUGAGGAAGCACCAAAGAAUUUGAUGGAAAUUUAUGAAUGCAAUUCUUGUGAAUUUAAAUCCAAAGAAAUGCAAAAAGUUCGAGAACACAUGUUCAGAAUUCAUCCUGGAGGUAAAUUCUAUUGCAUUGAUAAAAGAAUAAGAAAGAACAAAGCUAAGCGCUAUAUAUUUUUUUGCUGCAAAAAUAAAUGUCCAUUCCAGUCAACAGAUCCUAUUACAUAUACACAGCAUGUUGAUCGUUGCACACCACUACCUGUGAUUGCACCUAAUCUAACCAAAACCAGCAAACCAACAGGGUUACAGAUGACUGUACAGUUUGCUAAAAAGUGUCUCAAAAAAACCAAUAAAUCUGAUGGUAAGAAAUCUGGCAAAAAGUCCAAAGUUGAAGAGGAUUAUGGAUGUCAUUACUGCAAGUUUGAAACUGAUUCUUUAAUUUCUGUUAAGAACCAUUUGAAUAUGUCUCACGCCAAGAACAGCUUUGUUGUACGAGAUUUGAAGGCUGUUGACAGUCUUAUGUCGUUCCUUUACUUGUGUAAAUAUUGUGCUUGGUAUAGCAGAGACUACAGCAAACUGAAGAAUCAUAUGGACCGAGAACAUCGCAUUCCAGAGAAGAAGCUGAUGGUUGCUACAAAUAGUGCCGAAGCCAAAAAGAUGGCUGAAGAGAAGAAAAAUAAAGCUCUUGAAUUGAGUCAUCAAGAAUCAAACCUGGCUGAUUCAGUCGUAGAAGAAUCUGUGGCUCCUGUUAAUGCAGACGAUAUCAGUUAUCGGUGCUACCGAUGUGAUUUCUAUACAGCUUCUGUUGAAACAAUUAAGAUUCACUUGACUACAGCUCAUCCCAAGUGCAAUUUAACAGCAUUUACCUGCAAAGGUGGAAGCUUACGUACUAUUCAGUUUUGUCCACAGGCUGACUGUUACUUCAUGAGUACAUUUAGUAGUGAAAUGGAGAGACACAAAAUUCUUAACCACAACAUUCCUGACAUGAAUGCCUCCGGUAGCAAGAAAGUGUGCUAUGUACAGGCCUACAAAUGUCUCUCAUGCAAUAAUACCAUAGCAACCUCACUUGAAGAUAUGAAACUACAUUAUUUUGAACAACAUCCCAAUGUGUGCAUGAUGGUACGAGAUUGUGUGGCAUUUGAUUUGCAGAAACCUUCCCAAUUAUAUCUCUGUGAUUACGGAGAUUGCCUUUUUAAUGACUUAGACUAUAAAAAGUUCCUGUUCCAUAAUGUGGCUCAUGAGGGAGGAAUAGUUUAUGAAUGUGUUCAUUGCAAUGAUUGGGUUAGCAAAAACAAAGAAGAUUAUGAUAUUCAUGUUGCCGCUCUAGGUGACCUGGAACAUAAUUUAAUGGAAUCGACAGUUGAAAUGGAUCGCUCUGGAAGCAUAACUCGAAGACUAGGUGAUGUUGUGGUAAAAUUUGAAGAACCAUAAUAGACAUUACUACUUAUGAUCAUCAUGUUUUCUUUGAAGUGGUUUAUUGUAUAACACCAAUAUUUGGUUAUGAGGAUAAACUAUUACAUAGAUAGCAUCACAAAUUUAUUGGUAAUGAACAUAUCAUUAUUCUGAAUUUAUUAUACAUACUUCAUAAGAAACCACAUUUUACUGUUACUAGUCUUUUAUAAUUCAGACAGAUUUAUUCAAAACAUUUCUACAAAUAUUUUGUCCUUUGCAGUAUAUAUACUUCAAAACAUGACAACAUAUUUUGUUUAUGGACUGCUGUAUAUAUUUAGUUUUUUUUUUUCCCCCUCUUCAUUUUGGUAUAAAAUGUAACACUCACAAAGACAUUCCGGUAUGAUAAAUCUAAGAACUCACAACCAUACAACACAUACACGUGCAUAACUCAACCUCUAUGUUACUUUCUCUUUUCAUUUCAUGUCUUAUUCAUUCCUUUUUAGUUUAGUUUAUCAGUUUUAAAUCCUGCCAUUUUGGUGGGAAAUGUUACAUAUAUUAGAUAAUAUUCAACUUGACUUUGUCACUUCUAUUGCUUUGAAAGUAAAGUUCUUUCCUGCUAUCUCUUGAAAUCACCUGUGAUGGAACCUCAGCCAAUCCUUGAUACUGUCUUAAACACUGGUUGUAAUAAUGAACUGAGACAAUAAUAUUAAUGGAUUAAUAUUUUCUAGGUGUUUUCUAAGUUUCACAUCACGAAGAUAUUACUUCGUGAUAUGAUAUUUUACUGAACUCAAAUUACUGCUUUAAGAUAUUUCUAUUUCUUUAGCCAUUCAAAUCUAUAAUUUUUAAUAAACAAAAUAUAGGAACAUAAUGUAAAUAUGUAACCAUUAUAACUUUAUUUCUCAACCCAUCCAUGGUGAGUUUUGAAAUAAAACAUUAAAUGUUA